CUAUUACCUACUAUGUGCGAAAAGACUUCCCGACCUAUUAGGUCCGUUACUAAACGGAUAACUUGUUUCCAUAUAUAUUAUAAUUCUCUUUGACUUGCCCAUCCCUAAAGAGUAAAGACUACAGCUUACGGCUUACCGCUUACGUCAAAACGUACAAAUUCAUAAUUUGUGCCACUGUCCGCUGAUUUAUAUGAGCCGUACAUUACUUUAUUUUUUACAAAAUGCAUGAACGGCUUUAGGAAUGCAAGGUUUUCUAUCCAUAUUAUGGUUCGUUGCAUUCCGUUCAUAACCAAUGAGCAACAAAUCCAGGUGUGUGGAUCUCGUAAUCUUUAUAUAAAGAUAGUGUUUGGUUAUUUCGUUAAAUCAUAGACAUCGAAUGGAUGCUGGAAUAUUUGCAAACUAAUUUAAAUAUUAAUAUUUCGAAGGUGUGUGGAAAUGAAUAAAAAAAUCGUUUGUGAUGCGUCGUAACCCCUUCAUGUCGGUUAACCAACUGUAACUUCAAGAACUAUGUUUGUUUCGCAUGAGCAAAAUGCCAACAAGAAAAAGUACCAAAAACCAAACAUACUCAGGAGGAGACCGCAUAUGUCUGUGGUGAGGCCUGCUGGAAGUGACAUAGAAACUCCCACAAGCAGCACGGCUACACAGUACACAAAGGUGGCCACUCACCUUACUGUAGAGAAGAUAAAACAAAACCAUGUUAGUUCUUUCCACACACACACAGUUAUACCAAAACAAGAAGCUGCAGAUUUUGAUAACCUUCCAAUCAGUUGUGUCUCUGAUAAUAAUUUGAAUCCAAGUACAAGAUGUAACAUUUUAGAAAAUAAUCAGAUUAAUAAUAAUGAAUGUCUGGAGCAAGUAUCUCUAAAUGUUGAGUCUUUUUUGAAUGCUGCAACUAAAAAGGAGGAAUCAAAACCAUCACUAAAAGAAGAACCUACUACUAAUGAAAAUUGGUGCUUAGGAUUCAUUGACUCAAAGGAAAUUGUGCUUAGCACAUAUGGUGGAUCUCAGUUAUGUGGUAAGGAUCAUGAGACAGAUCUCAUGUCAGAGGGAGUGCCUUCUACUAUAGAAUCUUCCUUGCAUCCAGAUUAUUCAAUCUCUCAAGAAGUGCAAUCCACUGAGGCACCUGCUCAAAAUUUUACUAUUGACUGUUUUUCUACUAGAGCUGUUAAGUUUAAGUGUGACGAACCUAACUGCAAUAAAGGGUUCUGGAGUGAGCUGAAACUAAAGAAACACAAAAACACUCAUAACAAGCAAAGUGGCACGAGAGGUGUUCAGGUCGCCGAGUGCCCAGUAAAGAAAACCAUUGAGGAUGGUACUGAAGAACGUUGUGGUAGGACGUUUCUGCUCAGGGAACAGCUGUCCAAGCAUUUGAAUGAAGACCACUCACCCGACGAGGCCCUCUAUAGGUGCGAGGUGUGCGGGCGACGGUUCUUUUGGGCGGUGGGGCUGCGCGCGCACCGGCAGGCGCAGUGCGCGCGCGGGUGGCUGGCGUGCGGCUGGCCCGGCUGCGGUAAGCAGUUCCGCCAGCCUUGCCGUUUGCGCGAGCACGCGCGCGCCCACACCGGCGACCGCCCCUACGCUUGCCCCUUCCCAGAAUGCGGCUGGUCGUUCAGGUCUGCGAGCAAGUUGCAGCGGCACGCGCGGCGGCACACGGGCGAGCGGCGGCACGCGUGCGCGGCGUGCGGGCGCGCCUUCCUGCGCCGCGAGCACCUGCGCGAGCACUGUGCGCGCUGCCACCCGCCGCACGGCGCCGGCGCGUCGGACCCCGCCUCCGCCCGCGCGCCGCGCACCGCCCGCGCGCCGCGCACGCCGCGCGCUGCUCGACGUGCUCGAACUGUCCCUUCCGCAUCUCAGACAUCGAAUGUAUUAGAAGACAACACAUUGGUCAUUGAUCCGAGCACGACCACCGUUGGUGUAAAAUGUGAGCUGGGAGAUCGAGCCAGCGUCAUCGAGACUGUUCCAGUUAGACCGCGGGACAACACUUUUGUGUUUAGUUUGGUGUCUGAAACUAAAGUGGAAAAUGCGAGCAGUAAAAUGGAGGAGAUGUCCUGUAUGGAGGAGGCGGAGGAAGCGGUGGUCGUGGAGGAUGCAGACGAUGCGGAGUGUGCGGAUAGUGAGGAGGAGUGGCACGCGGCGCGCACGCACUGCACGUGGCCGCUCGCGCGCGCGCCCCCGCACGCGCCCCCGCACGCGCCCCCGCACGCGCCCCCGCACGCGCACGCGCACGCACUCUACCAACACGAUGCCUACGUGCUCGAGGAGGAUGUGCCGACUGAACAGUCGGAGACUUCGGAGAACAACAUAUACACGAUCCGGAGCGACCUGUUUCUUCACGGGAAUGUGUUGAUUAAUGAAGACAGCGAGUUCGUGGUGAGUCGUGAUUACGCAGGGCGGCACCUCGGCACGAGCGGGCACGGCGCGGAGGGGGUCGCGGGGGGCGAGGCGCCCGCCGGCAGCGCGGGGGGCGCGGGGGGCGCGGGGGGCGCGGGCGGCGCGGGCCCGCUCGACGCCGCGCUCGACUAUAUCGACGUGCACCCCACCAUCGACCUCAUGCCGGAGGAGCUGAUGUAUGCGGACGCCGCCGUCGACGAGUCAUCGUUCAGAGUGUUUCUAAUGAACGGCGAGGAGCUCACUUAAUCGCUUCAAUUUUAAUAUGUACGUAAAAGGCUGCUAGCGACGGAUUGACGUGGUCGAUUCCUUCAUACGACGUAAACCUCAAAGUAAACGUCCCAUAUUGCUGUCUUACCAAACUAUCGAAUUUGUAAUGUAGUUAUACUAAGAUGAGAGUUGACCACAUAACCGUUAUUUAAGUGUGUACUUGUUGGGAAUCGUUAAGUGUAAACGAUUGUUUGAUAAAUGUUUUACUUAUAUACCUUUCUGUAGAUAUGUGUUAAGGGAUCAGCAGUUUUUGAAUGAACAGAUUUAAAUCAAUGUACAUUCUCAGUAUUUAUAUAUACUAAAUAAAUCAUAUAUGAAUUGUAAAAAAGAACUAGCUGAUGAGUUCAUCAUCGGUUUCUCAAUGUGAAAUGAAGUCAAUACAUUGCUUUAUUGUUAAAUAUAAGUAAAACUUAAUAAUAUAAUUAUAAUGGUGUGAAGGUGCAAUAUUUAUCAUUUAAAUUAAUGAAUUAUACUAAUCAGUCAAUUUCAUAGUUGUUUAUGACUUGUUAAUGUAAGUGAAAUUAGAUUUAGGUCUUGACUAACGUUCAAAUUUCUAUAAUAUAAAUGUUUAGUAAAUUACGAAUACGCUCCGAAUAGACAAAUGUGUAUAUCGGCUUUUGAUGUUUUUGAUCCUAAUAUUAUAAUAGAAAAUAUUGACCAUCACAAUUUAUCCAGUAAUUAGUUAUCUACAAUUGAAAGAGAUUUUUUAUUUUCUUAGUAAAAUAAUGCAUGAAUAAGUUUAUAUCCUUAGAGUACUGACGGAAUCUGAAAGUUGUGUAAAUCCGCUAGCCUGAGGUCUACGCUGAUUUUCACGCCUAAAAAUAAAAGCGGCAAAAGUUAUUUUAUAAAUAUUAGAAUACCCUCUGCGCCACAAAAAAGUAUAAUGUAGCUUUUUAUUUUAACAAUACGAUUGUUUGAAACGAUUAUCGGAUCGGUAUGUUAUCGCACAAUAUUGAUAUUGGACUUCAGAUUUAUUUGACAGUCCUAGCGUUGUGGUCUUAACUGAUUUAUUAGAACUUCUUUAUUGUUACUGAGUCUCUAAUAUUAUGUUCAAUACUCAAUGUGUAAGCGACCUGAAAGUGUGAGGCAUAGUUACAAGAAGUUGCUGCAAAUAGUUGUAGUAAUCGUAGCGGUGGAUCGAAGUUAUAGUAUGAAAAAGGAAUAAUAAGACUAUCGCGUUAAUUUUAAUGAAUCAAGUAUGUUUAAUUGGUGGCUACUCAGAUAAUUUGCAACGGAAAAUGCGGUUUCAUUUCGAGGACAGUGAGGGACGAAGUCAAAAUAAUAUGUUCAAUAAAGACGAGCAUAAAGUCUAUUUAAUUAAUUAAUUUAAUGUAUACGUGAUUCUUUUUCCAAAUUUAAUCGUAAGUUCAAAAUUUUUUAGCAAUGAAAAAUAUACCUUUAGUGCAAUUAUUAUUUUGAAUAAUGCAAUAUUUUGAUAGUUAUAAUGUAUUAAAAGCCUCCUACCUUUCAAAGUGAAAUCUAAAUUUGUUUGUUCGAUCCGUAUUUUUGCGUCUGUAGAGUUACGCUACGUUGCAAGCAUUGGAAAAUUAGGGGCAAGUCGAAGUUGUUACUUGGACUUGCGCAGUACUGGUAACGUUGGAUUGAUAGAUUGUCUAUAUUAUUAUUUGUUAUGUUUGGAUUUUGUUAAGUAAUCGUAAAUAAUACUAUUGAUUUUUUAAACGCAAUCAAAACCGUGAAUGUUAAUAAUAGUUUCGUCUAAUUGACAGCGCAUGAGCUUAUUGUUUGAUAUGUUCUAUAUUGCCUUAUUAUAUAGGUAUCGACGGUAAUCGCGACUAUAUUAUCUUGAUAAUCUAAAAAAAAUAAGAUUUAUUUUUAAGUGACAAACAUAUUGUAAAUUAAUAUCUACAAGACAUGAUCUCUUGAAAUGCCUUUUAGACUUAAGAUUGACUCAAAGUUUAGCAUAAUGUUUAAUGUUUGUGAUAUAGUCUGUUACAUCAGUAUCGUACAAGUUUGCAUGUAAUGUGAGUUGGUGUUAGCUUAUGUUUAGUGACGGCGCGGCGUGAGACGUGUGACGAGUGACGAGAUUCAGAGAGACGUAACGUUGUACCUUGCGAAGGUGAUACUCGGCGGUAAAUUAAUCUGAAAAUAUAUAGAGAUGUCGUCAGACAACUUGACCUAGUGGGCGGGGCCCGGGCGGAGUGCGGGAGUAGAAGUUGUCUGAUCUACCAAUCGUGCGGUCGUACGGCGAGGACCCUGCGCGUGCGCUUCUUCACGGGUGUCGUCAAGCGAUAGGUCAACUUGUUUGCCGACAGCUAUAACCGAUCUCAGCUAUAUUUAAGCCACGGCCUUGUUAGGGUUACAGUUUGGGAAUUUGUGACAAAUCCGUUAUGCUUACAAACGCAGUAAAUUGUACAUUAUGUUAGAAAAAUAACAAAACUCAAACUGUUUUCCUGGUGUGGCCUUUACAUAGCUAGUAAAAAUUCUAUUGUAAUGAUUUUCGCUGUAGCAUAUAACUCAGUGUCAUUUAAUGAAUAAGUUUCGUCGUUUAAGAAAAAUCGCGUGAAUUUUAUUUUUGUGACAAUAAAAGUGUAUCACUCGUCGCCUAUUUAAAUUAGAGAGUGAUGCGUAUUUGAGUUUUAAUCACGUAUACACUUACAAUAUAAUUGUUAUACAUUGGAUGUAUUUGGUGUUUGCUUUAUGACACUGAAAAAUGUUCAAUGAACUUAUGCUAAUAUUCCACGGAGAUUUCUUCAGCGAUGAUUUUCAUUAAAAAACUGAUGUUUGGUACUUUUAACUGAUUGACAUGCCGAGUACCUUAUAGAUAACUAUUGUGUAAUGUUUAACGAAGAGGCUGGGGGCCGCGGAAGAAAUCGGCACUAGUGCGCAUGCGUUACAUUCCCUUGGAUAGACUCGGUUGCGGCCCCACAUCGUUCGAUAGCUAGCUGUAGUAUAGUACGUAAGGAUAUUACAGACAUAAAAUUGUACAUAAGAUAUUAUAUUUUUGGAUAUACAAGGUAAGUUGUAAGAUGGCUUAUUUUUUGAGACUGUUGUCCAAAUUAUGAUCAUUAUAUCGUUUUGUUGAAAUUGUGUACUUGAUGGAUAGAUGUAUUUCAAAAUUAUUUUUAUAAGCGAGUUUUAUUUUGGUUGUUGUUUUGUUAACGUUUUCGGUAUAAGAAAAGUUGUAUAUCCGCACAGUAUAGAUCGCUAAGUCAAACUUAAACUAAGUGACAUAUCGUAAUUAUUUAGUUUGUUAUUAAUCAUAAUUUUUAUUGGUUGCUUCGUGUUUAAUGCAAAUGUUGCUAUAUUAGUACCUAAUAAAUGUUUUCUCUAAUA
Molecule: messenger RNA, 5952 nt
Organism: Manduca sexta (tobacco hornworm)
Lineage: Eukaryota; Metazoa; Arthropoda; Insecta; Lepidoptera; Sphingidae
Product: zinc finger protein 239
Exons: 13
Coding region: 508-2637 (709 amino acids)
Biological process (GO): regulation of transcription by RNA polymerase II
Cellular component (GO): transcription regulator complex; PcG protein complex
Molecular function (GO): DNA-binding transcription factor activity, RNA polymerase II-specific; RNA polymerase II cis-regulatory region sequence-specific DNA binding
Source: RefSeq, a predicted model, not a curated record